Molecule: messenger RNA, 818 nt
Organism: Leptopilina heterotoma
Lineage: Eukaryota; Metazoa; Arthropoda; Insecta; Hymenoptera; Figitidae
Product: U-actitoxin-Avd3l-like
Exons: 3
Coding region: 213-629 (138 amino acids)
Molecular function (GO): serine-type endopeptidase inhibitor activity
Source: RefSeq, a predicted model, not a curated record
UAUUUUUCACAAGUUCACGUCACUUGUUGGUAAUACAUGUCUGGCUAUUUAUGGUCAACAAUUUUUUUUAACGAAUCUUAUUAGAUAUGCUUGCAUGAACGAAAGAGUAUAUUUUAUACUGUUAUUAAAAAGAAAAAUAUUUCCAAAUUCACAAAAAUUCCAAUAUUAAAGGCAAAAGAUUAAAAAAUUUUGAAAUUAAAAAUUCCCCAAAAAUGCAUUAUAAAUUUUUUACAUUCUUUUUCGUAUUGUGCGUCAUAUUUAUGAUGGAAUUUGACCAAUCAAAUGGACAAGGAAAUGAAAUUUGCAGACUGCCACUAUUGACUGGACGCUGUCGAGCAAAUUUCGAACGAUAUGGCUAUGUUCCUUCAGCAAGAUCAUGUCAACAAUUUACAUAUGGUGGAUGUGAUGGAAAUGCAAAUAAUUUUGAAUCAAAGAGUGCAUGCGAAGAAUUUUGUACAGUCUGUCGUUUGCCGAUGAAGAGGGGAACAUGCGAUGCACUUAUUCCCAGAUACUGGUACGUAUUUUCUCAAAGACGUUGCGAGCUAUUUAUGUAUGGAGGAUGCGGAGGAAAUGCUAAUAAUUUCGUAACAAGAGAAGAAUGCGAAAGACAAUGCAGCAAUUCAAAAUAAAACUGAAAUAUUUUUAUUUUAAUGAACAAAAAAUCAAUAGAUCGACUUUGGAAUUUUUCUUUUCUGACUUUUUCUAUUUUUUUCUCUCUAAUUUCUGUUUACGAAAGUAUUUAUAGAAUUCUUGUUUCAUCAAUUAUCAGAAAAAGGAAAAUAUUAGAAAAUAAAGAGUUUAUGGAAACAAAUAAAAAA